AUCAUCUCAUAUGAUUUUCUUUUUAAAAUGAAUAAACAUCGAGUCCUCACAUUUGAACAUUCAAAUUUCCCAAAUUCUGAAGCAAUACCAAGAACUCUAGAACAAAAAAGCUCUCCCUGUGUUUAUGUACUACCGUUCCUUCUUCAUUUUCUAUCUCUUAGCAAAUCGUAACUUCGGAUCUUCCACCUCGUGCCUCCAUGUCAAUCGCGUCAAUUUCGUUUCCCCGGCAACAUGCGGCGCCUUAUAAGUUUUCUCCUUCCACAGCCUCAGGCUGGCAGCGGAGGUACUUAUCAUCAUCACCCCCCGCCAUUAAUAUCGCAGCUCGUCGAUACAAUCAGAGCUUGGACGACGUUUCUAGAAAAGUCUCACAUCAGAACAGGAACCUCCUCAAGGCUCGCGAGGAUGUCAAGCCAUUUUCGUCUCCGGCUUCCGUUCUCUGUUACGAAGACAAGCUGAAUCUGUCCCAGGACCAAGCGGUAGGGAUGGUUUCUGCUUCACAGGCAAACUUCAUGCGUGUUAUAGUGCAAUCACUUCCUCCUGAAGUUUGUAGUAAUUCUGAAUUGACUGAAGGUUCCAGUGGCACUCCAGGAGUUGGGGUGGAACUGUUGUGUGUGGUGAAGGCCGUGUUGAAGAAGAUCAAGAGAAGAGUGAUGGUUGGGGAUAAAGUUCUUGUUGGUUCGAUUGAUUGGGUUGAUAGACGAGGAAUGAUAGAGAAUGUGUUCCGGAGGAAGUGCGAGAUUUCAGACCCUCCUGUGGCGAAUGCUGAUCAUUUGCUAGUGUUAUUUUCCCUGGAGCAACCUAAACUUGAGGCAUUCUCCCUCACUAGAUUCCUUAUUGAGGCAGAGUCAAGUGAAAUUCCUUUCACCCUUGCAUUAAACAAGUGUGAACUUGUUCCUGAAGAGACAUUGGCUGCAUGGAGAUCUAGGCUUCAGAAAUGGGGCUAUGAACCUAUCUUUUGCAGUGCUAAGUUGAUGCUUGGAAUUGAUGCUUUGCAGUUCAUUAUGAGAGAAAGGACCUCAGUAAUUGUGGGACCUAGUGGUGUUGGAAAAUCUAGUCUCAUUAAUGUGAUGAGAAUCAAUAAAUGUGGUGCCUCUGGUGCUGCCAGCGAAGGCAUGGGAUCCUCUCAUCCAGUGAGCUUUUUCUAGCCUUUAAUAUGUUUUUCCUAAAUUUCUCUGGAGAGACUUGUCAGGUUCUUGACAGAAAAUGGUUUGGAGAGCAGCAAAGUGUUGGGGAAGUGUCCACCAGAAGUGGAAGGGGGAAGCAUACAACCAGGAACAUUUCCUUACUUCCAAUAUCUGGAGGAGGGUAUAUUGCUGAUACUCCCGGAUUUAACCAGCCUAGUUUGACUAAAGUGACAAAGCAGUCCCUUGCUCAAAAUUUUCCUGAGAUCCUAAAAAGGCUCGAAGACAAAGAACCUGUGAAUUGUUCUUUCAGCAAUUGCUUGCAUCUCGGCGAACCAGGGUGUGUUGUUGGUGGAGACUGGGAAAGAUACCCAUACUACCUUCGGUUGCUUGAUGAUAUUAGAAUCAGAGAGGAAAUUCAACUUCGGGUUAUAGGGACUAAACAAGAGAGUGAUGUCAGGUAUAAAGCGCGAGAUAGAGGUGUUAUGCACGCCGAACCAAGGUUAGAACCCAAGAAACACAGGAGACAAUCCCGUAAGGAGGUGAACCAAUCAGUAUUGGACAAGCUGAAUGAACUUGAAGAUGAUGAAGACACCACAGAUGGAUUGAUGACAAGCCAACAUUAUUAAGGGAAAUGAUACUACAAAAAAGUACUGGUAAAGAGACAUUAAAUAUGGACAUUCUGAGCACCCAUUUAUUGGUUGAUGAUCACCAUCAUCCAUUGAAUGUGUCAUAUUUCAUGCUUUAUGAUGUUCAUAUUUAAUGUCCGCUAACAUUAGUCAACAACAACUAACUCAUCAUGGAAGUUACCGUGAAUAAGUAGUGAGUGUGUGUUUGUGAGGGGUAAAUGAAACCGUUGAUUUUUAGAGGCCAAGAGUAUGUAGGUGUGAGACUAUCACCACUGAAGAGGUUAAAUAGUUGAAGCUGGCAUCACAAUGUUGAUUAGUUUGUUGUGGCUUCCAUUGUUCUUCCCUAAGUUUUUUACAUAGCCUGGACUCAUUGAAAGAAAAAAGAGAUGCAAAAUGUAACAUUGUGAAUAGAAUAACCCUAGUGUGGUAGAUCCGUAGAUGAUCUUUCAGAAUUGCAGACAUCUUGUCCUGGAGAGUUCAUGUUCAUGUGGGGUUAUAUUUUUGUAGGCCUAAUGUUAAAUAUUCGGAACCUUCACAGAUUGUCUGUGAUUUUGGCCAAUUCUGUAAAAAUUAGUUGUAACUUUUGCCAACA
Cuscuta epithymum is the source of this 2342-nucleotide messenger RNA. Lineage: Eukaryota; Viridiplantae; Streptophyta; Magnoliopsida; Solanales; Convolvulaceae. The record is from the annotation of a GenBank genome assembly.